Nerophis lumbriciformis (worm pipefish) is the source of this 1224-nucleotide messenger RNA. Lineage: Eukaryota; Metazoa; Chordata; Actinopteri; Syngnathiformes; Syngnathidae. The record is from RefSeq and is a predicted model, not a curated record.
AUGUUGCCCACCGAGAUUCCAGGAGUGUGUUUCACCUCGAGCGACCACACUGAGGCAAGGAGAGAAGGCAUGAAAACGGAGGAGAACCAAGCAUCGUGUCUGCAGCAGCCUCCAUCCUCAACACAUUUUGUCGGUCCAGAGUACUCGGGCGGAGGCGGCGAGGUGUGCGCGGGCUGCGCGUCGCCGAUCGCCGACCGAUUCCUGCUGCGCGUCAACGAGCGCUCGUGGCACGAGUCGUGCGUUAAGUGCACGGUUUGCAUGAGCGCGCUCACCGGAACCUGCUACUGUCGGGACCGAUUGCUCUACUGCAAGCCCGACUAUGAAAAGCUGUUCGUGAGGAAGUGCAGCGCCUGCCUGCAGGUGAUCGGUCGCUCUGAGCUGAUCAUGCGCGUGCUGGGACAGGUGUACCACCUGGGCUGCUUCAGCUGCUGCGAGUGCGAACGCCGGCUGCAGCGGGGCGAUGAGUUUGUGCUGAAGGAAGGCCAGCUGCUCUGCCGGAUGGACUACGAAAAGGAGAGGGAGAUGCUUGCCGCCAUCAGUCCCACACCAACAGAAUCGGUGAAAAGCGAGGAUGAAGACGGUGGCGGGGGGAAAGGCAGCGAUGAGGGCAAGGAGCACAAGCGCUCCAAGCGACCUCGUACCAUCUUGACCACGCAGCAGCGCCGGGCGUUCAAAGCGUCUUUCGAAGUGUCAGCCAAGCCUUGCCGUAAGGUGAGAGAGACGCUGGCUGCCGAGACGGGCCUCACAGUGCGGGUUGUGCAAGUGUGGUUUCAAAACCAGAGAGCCAAGAUGAAGAAGAUUGCUCGGAGACAGCAGCAACAGCAACAACAACAACAGGAACAGGAACAGCUGGGAGGGGCAAGGAGGGGUGCUGGUCGAGGGGGACGCCAAAGCAACGAUGACAGUGAGGACGGCUCUAGCGGUCACGGCAUGGACGGCAUGCUGGGAUACCCUUCUCUGCCUCGUCAGCAGCUACUCACGCUGGACCCCAACAUUUACGGAGGGGAUCCUUUUCGACACGGGCUUACUCCACCUCAGUUGAACAGCGAGCAGCUCCACCCAUACGAUUCAGAGACGGUGUUCCAUGAUCUGGACAGCGACGGCAGCCUGGGUCACCUGGGCGACUGCCUCCUAGCAGCCGGCGAAGGCGGCCUCCUGACAGCGCGAGUGGGGAAUCCCAUCGACCGCCUCUACUCCAUGCAAAACUCCUACUUCACUUCGUGA